GCGCUCCCCGCGCGGCUCCAAGCGCCCCGUCCCGCCGGCGGCCGCGAGACCAGAGCAGCUAGCGAGCCGGCCGCGGCGGUCCAGCGGUCCCCGACCGCAGCGUAGGGGCAGGGCGCGCCGCGAGGAACGGUGCAGCUCGGCGAGGCCGCCCGGCCCCGCUCCGGCAAGGCAGGCGAGCGCAGCGCCACCGGGCCGAGGCGAGCGCAGCGCCCCGAAGCCGAGCGCGCACCACCGCCCGCGCCCCGCGCAGGGGAAUGCGCCCUCGGUGCGCCGGCCAGGGGGCGCCCGCAGCCCGCCCCGGGGGAGGCGGCCCCGUGCUCCCCUGAUCCUUCCCAUGGCCCGGGCUGGGGCCCGGGGCCUCGGUUGCUGACGUGCCCGAAGCCCACGGAACCGGUUAAGCCGCGGCUGCGGCGCCGAGCCCGGCUGAGGCGCAGCAGCGGGAGGGCGCGGGCAGGGCCAUGGCCCCGGGGGGCCUCUAGCGCCGGUCUGCCCAGUGGGAACUGCUCCACCGCCACCGCCGCUGCCUCUGCCCGGGCACUCAGGCCCGGUCACCGCGGAAGAGGUGUCCACAGAGCUGAACCUGCUUCCUGGGCCCUAGGCCCCUCCCACAAUGCCUGUCGCUGACCUCCUCCUCUGGGCUUUGCUACUCACGGCCUGGCCAGCUGCCCCCACCCAGGACUACCUCCCGGCCACACCCCGAGUCCGGCUCUCCUUCAAAGAGCUUAAGGCCACAGGCACGGCCCACUUCUUUAACUUCCUGCUCAACACCACUGACUACCGAAUCCUGCUCAAGGACGAGGACCACGACCGCAUGUACGUGGGCAGCAAGGACUACGUGCUGUCCCUGGACCUGCACGACAUCAACCGCGAGCCCCUGAUUAUCCACUGGGCAGCCUCUCCACAGCGCAUCGAGGAGUGUGUACUGUCAGGCAAGGAUGGCAACGGUGAGUGCGGAAACUUCGUCAGGCUCAUCCAGCCCUGGAACCGAACACACUUGUAUGUGUGUGGUACAGGUGCCUACAACCCAGUGUGCACCUAUGUGAACCGUGGCCGUCGUGCCCAGGCCACGCCGGGAAUGCAGACACAGGUGGCCAGAGGCCGCGGCAGCAGAGCCACGGAUGGCACCCUCCGCCCGACGCCCACAGCCCCACGCCAGGAUUACAUCUUCUACCUGGAGCCUGAACGACUCGAGUCAGGGAAGGGCAAGUGUCCAUACGACCCCAAGCUUGACACGGCCUCUGCCCUCAUCAAUGAGGAACUCUAUGCCGGCGUGUACAUCGACUUCAUGGGAACAGAUGCCGCCAUCUUCCGCACCCUCGGAAAACAGACAGCCAUGCGCACGGAUCAGUACAACUCUCGAUGGCUCAAUGACCCAUCCUUCAUCCAUGCCGAGCUGAUUCCUGACAGCGCCGAGCGCAACGAUGACAAACUUUACUUUUUCUUUCGCGAGCGCUCAGCAGAGGCACCGCAGACGCCAGCAGUGUACGCACGUAUUGGGCGGAUCUGCCUGAAUGAUGAUGGCGGCCACUGCUGCCUGGUGAACAAGUGGAGCACCUUCUUGAAGGCGCGCCUCGUCUGCUCCGUGCCUGGUGACGACGGCAUCGAGACGCACUUCGACGAGCUCCAGGAUGUGUUUGUCCAGCAGACACAGGAUGUGAGGAACCCGGUCAUCUAUGCCGUCUUCACUUCCUCAGGCUCAGUGUUCCGUGGUUCUGCCGUGUGUGUCUACUCCAUGGCUGACAUCCGUAUGGUCUUCAACGGGCCCUUUGCCCAUAAGGAGGGCCCCAACUACCAGUGGAUGCCCUUUUCUGGGAAGAUGCCCUACCCACGGCCUGGCACGUGUCCUGGGGGAACCUUCACUCCAUCUAUGAAGUCCACCAAAGACUACCCUGAUGAGGUCAUCAACUUCAUGCGCAGCCACCCGCUCAUGUACCAGGCCGUGUACCCUCUGCAGCGGCGGCCCCUGGUGGUCCGCACGGGGGCUCCCUACCGACUCACCACCGUCGCUGUAGAUCAGGUGGAUGCAGCUGACGGGCGCUAUGAGGUGCUUUUCCUGGGCACAGACCGCGGGACAGUACAGAAGGUCAUUGUGCUGCCCAAGGAUGACCAGGAGGUGGAAGAGCUCAUGCUGGAAGAGGUGGAGGUCUUCAAGGAACCAGCACCUGUUAAGACCAUGACCAUCUCUUCUAAGAGGCAACAACUAUAUGUGGCCUCGGCUGUGGGUGUCACGCACCUGAGCCUGCAUCGCUGCCAGGCAUAUGGCGCUGCCUGUGCUGACUGCUGCCUCGCCCGGGACCCCUACUGCGCCUGGGAUGGCCAGACCUGCUCCCGCUACACAGCGUCCUCUAAGAGGCGGAGCCGUCGCCAGGACGUCCGGCACGGGAACCCCAUCAGGCAGUGCCGUGGAUUCAACUCAAAUGCCAACAAAAAUGCCAUGGAGUCUGUGCAGUAUGGCGUGGCAGGAAGUGCCACCUUCCUGGAAUGCCAGCCACGCUCACCCCAAGCCACGGUCAAGUGGCUUUUCCAGCGAGAUCCUGGUGACAGGCGCCGAGAGAUUCGUGCUGAGGAGCGCUUCCUGCGCACAGAGCAGGGCUUGCUGCUCCGUGCCCUGCAGCUCAGCGACCGAGGUCUGUAUUCCUGCACAGCCACUGAGAACAACUUCAAGCACAUUGUGGUGCGGGUACAGCUGCACGUACUGGGCCGAGAAGCCGUCCAUGCCGCCCUCUUCCCGUCAUUGGCCGUGAGCGCCCCACCGCCUGUGGGUGUGGGACCUCCCACGCCUCCUUACCAGGAGCUGGCCCAGCUACUGGCCCAGCCAGAAGUGGGCCUCAUCCACCAGUACUGCCAGGGCUACUGGCGCCACGUUCCUCCCAGCCCACGGGAGGCCCCAGGAGCACCUAGACCACCAGAGUCCCAGGACCAGAAAAAGCCCCGGAACCGCCGGCACCACCCUCCGGACACCUGAGGCUGGCUGCUCCUGCCCCAUGAGGAGCCAACCCAGCCCCUAUCCCUUUUAAUAUAAAAGAUCUAUAUAUAUAUAUAUAAAUAUAUAAAAUAUCUAUAUUCUAUACACAUCCUGCCCCGUCAAAGACAGUAUUUAUUGGUGGGUUGUACAGAGUCUGCCCCAUCGGCAACAGUGUCCGGAACUCAGACCCGCAAUGGGCAGAGACGGCAGAAAUAUGAGCCUGCUGUCCCAGGCUGGGCAAGGGCCAGGACCAUUCAGUCCCCAGCUCAGCUGCACCUCACUUGCUCCAUGGCUGCUGCCAGAGACCUACAGGACCCAGGGAGGGAGCAAGCCCCACCUUUGGGGGGCAUGGACUGAGUGCCUUGGCCGUACACACCUGCAACCCAUGCUGUGGCCUGGACCUGGCCAUGGCUGCAAGGACUGCUUUGGAGACUGGGUAAGGGGGCUCAGGUGCUCUCAGAUAAGGGAAGAAGGGGCUGCCAUCACUGCCAGACACACCCCUGCCUGGGUUGAGGGCGUUCAGUGGAAGCAGCCCCUUCCCCAGUAUUUAUUCUCUUAUUUAUUGGGGACAGGAGAGGAGCCCUGUCCUGGUGGGACAGUUCUGACAGCUGCUUCCUCCCUGCCCCUCAGACCUGGCUAGGGUGGCCCCACGGCACCUCCACAGCUAUCCUUGUGCCCGCUGAACCCAGGAACUGAAUGGAUAACAGAGGGGCCUGCCAGGGCUCCCCAGUGCUCCCUUCUGCCCACCACUGCAGGCCAUGGGUGUAAAUAGCCCUGUGUGGCCACACAGGGCCUCCAGGUGCCACGCUGCUGCCCAGGCCACAGCUGCCCUUGGGUGCCAUCUUGCUAAUAAACACUGGCUCUGGGACUA
Ochotona princeps (American pika) is the source of this 3836-nucleotide messenger RNA. RefSeq names its product semaphorin 3F (gene SEMA3F). Gene Ontology annotation, biological process: axon guidance; semaphorin-plexin signaling pathway; negative chemotaxis. The coding region runs from base 611 to 2965 and encodes 784 amino acids. Gene Ontology annotation, molecular function: chemorepellent activity; semaphorin receptor binding. Lineage: Eukaryota; Metazoa; Chordata; Mammalia; Lagomorpha; Ochotonidae. The record is from RefSeq and is a predicted model, not a curated record. The transcript is spliced from 19 exons.